Messenger RNA from Aedes aegypti (yellow fever mosquito), 879 nucleotides. RefSeq lists its product as uncharacterized. The transcript is spliced from 4 exons. Lineage: Eukaryota; Metazoa; Arthropoda; Insecta; Diptera; Culicidae. The coding region runs from base 148 to 795 and encodes 215 amino acids. The record is from RefSeq and is a predicted model, not a curated record.
UGGCGAGUACACAAAGAUCGUGAUUUCUCCCGCCACGUCGUCGGCGUAAUGUGGCGGCUCAGUGUUGCACGAAAAGCUAGUUCAAAUGUGUGCCUAUCCCAGGGGAACGUAAUAUCGACCAGGUGAUUGUCAGUAUGAUAGUCGAAUAUGAAGAUGGUGAUCCAUAUUUUGGUGGUUUUAUUCGGCUUGUUACAAGGUUUUAGCAGUGCAGAUGCGACGGAGCUCUCAAGUCAGAAUGCAACUUCUGCAAAGGUUUUACAUCGACAGAAGCGAAUCGUGUACACGUACAAUAGUGCUACUGGAAUCCUGGCAGCUCUAUCCGUACCGCUGAUCAUUCCCAACAGGAACAUAUUCUUCGCGUACAAUUUUGAAAUGAAUUACAAUAUGCCAACGAGUUCAACGGAUUAUACUCAGGGAGUGCUGAAACGGGUUGAGUCACCGGAUCUGAACACAAAAAGGGACACUGGGAGACGGAUCAACGAGAGCAAACCGAGUGCCAAUUUUACUCGAAAGAAGAUCUACCGAACGAUCGAGGUCAACCUAAAUCGACUCGGUUUGAACGGUAAAAGAUGCCUCUUUCGGGCGAUAUGUGAAACUGCUGAUAACCCCCUGUAUGAACAUAACGGUAUUCUGGGGGAUUUGAUUCAUAUACUGCUGACACCGUCACACUCGAAGGACGAAAAAUUGCCGGCCGAAUUCUAUCGGGCGGAAAAGCUGGGAGCAAAUCAUGAUUGCGGUAAAUAUCACAAACAUUGUCCCAAAAGUCUGCUGGACAUUAUAAGUGUUCUAAUUUGAUUGGCAAAUUAAUUGGGCAAACACAUACUUUUACAUAAGUAAUUUUUUUAGAGUAGGUACUUAAAGGUAUCGUUACAUCACUUA